GAAAAGCCGUUCACAUGUACAGAGUGUGGAAAAGAUUUUACAGAUAAGAGGUAUCUGAAAAGUCAUGAAAGAAUUCACACAGGAGAAAAGCCGUUCACAUGUACAGAGUGUGGAAAAGAUUUUACACAUAAGAGGUAUCUGAAAAGUCAUGAAAGAAUUCACACAGGAGAAAAGCCGUUCACAUGUACAGAGUGUGGAAAAAGUUUUACACAAAAGAGUAAUCUGAAAACUCAUGAAAAGAUUCACACAGGAAAAAAGCCUUUCACAUGUACAGAGUGUGGGAAAUCUUUUACAGUAAAGAGUGAUCUGAAGAAUCAUGAAAGGAUUCACACAGGAGAAAAGCCUUUCACAUGUACAGAGUGUGGAAAAUAUUUUACAGUAAAGAGUGAGCUGAAAAAUCAUGAAAGGAUUCACACAGGAGAAAAGCCGUUCACAUGUACAGAGUGUGGAAAAUCUUUUACAGUAAAGAGUGAGCUGAAAAAUCAUGAAAGGAUUCACACAGGAGAAAAGCUGUUCACAUGUACAGAGUGUGGAAAAAGUUUUACACGAAUAGAUAGUCUGAAAACUCAUGAAAGGAUUCACACGGGAGAAAAGCCGUUCACAUGUACAGAGUGUGGAAAAAGUUCUACACGAAUGAAAUGUCUGAAAACUCAUGAAAAGAUUCACAAUGGAAGAAGUAGUAAAGUAUCCCAGGACUUUGACUCUGAUGAAGCUGUCUAA
Molecule: messenger RNA, 720 nt
Organism: Bombina bombina (fire-bellied toad)
Lineage: Eukaryota; Metazoa; Chordata; Amphibia; Anura; Bombinatoridae
Product: gastrula zinc finger protein XlCGF8.2DB-like
Exons: 2
Biological process (GO): regulation of transcription by RNA polymerase II
Cellular component (GO): transcription regulator complex; PcG protein complex
Molecular function (GO): RNA polymerase II cis-regulatory region sequence-specific DNA binding; DNA-binding transcription factor activity, RNA polymerase II-specific
Source: RefSeq, a predicted model, not a curated record